UUAUAAAUAAAUCAAAGUAAUUAAAAUUAAAAAUAUACAAGUAUGUUUUCAGUAGAGAGAAUAAUAUUUUUUAAUUUACUUUUAAAUGUACAGGUGGUUGCACCCCAAAAGCCACGCGAAAGUAGGAGGGUCUAGAUUUAUUUUCUAGGGACAGAUCAUAAUUUUGUUAAUAUGGGUUCUGAAAGAUAAGCCUAAAUAGGGUUCUUCCUGGUAGGUAUGGUUUUUUAAGUCUCGCUUGAGUUCUUUUUCUAGAAUGUUGAAGUUAACCUCACUUUUUUUCAUGCACCCCAAAAACAACAUUGACAAAAUUGGCUAUAAAAUCUAAACUAUUUGGAAUUAAAACCUGAUUUUUUUGUAGAAGAUAGUUAUAAUAAAUUAGUCUUAGGAUGAUUGUAUCAUUGCUAACUUAAAUUUUUAGGAUGUACUUCAAUGUACCACAAAAACCACAUCAUGUGCACCCCAAAAACCACGUUGGUUAUUUGAAUAUUUUAGAAAAUAUAUAAAAUAAUUCAAUAAAAAAAUUUUAGGAUGUACUCUAAGAUAGUAGCUCUUUGUCAUCAAAAAAAAAAAAAAAAAAAGUUAAUGUAUUGUGGAAAUACUACCAUUGAACUAUGUUAUGUUUUUUGUUGUUUUAGAAUUUUGUUUAAUAUAAUAUUAUAAAGUAAAAUGAAACCAUCAUCUGCAUUACAUCUACGUAUAAACAAAUCAAGAAAUCUCAGUACUAAAGCUGAUGCCAUAGUGGCCAGAAAACACACAAAUGAUAAAAAUAAACAGUUAGAAGCUGCAAUAAAUUGGUGCAAAAAAUUUAAUGGAAGGGGACAAGCAGCAUUAAAGACAGGUUUGUUUCCCCUUAUUAAAGAUAGAGAGACAAUCAACAGGCGAUUAGAUGGAAAAGUGAUUAAUGGAAAAGAAAGAGAUUAUUGUACUAUACUUACAGAUGAUGAAGAAGCAUCUAUUGUGCGUUUUAUAAAAAAUAAGAACAGAUGUUUACAGGCAAUUAACAAACAGGACAUAACCAAAUUAAUUAUUAAUGUGCUUCGUGUGAGAGAUUACAUUAAUACAAAAAUGAAAGGUGGACGGAAGUUUCAAAAGUUAUCAUUAAAUGCUCGAGCUGCUCUAGAAAAGGGAAAAUUGAGUCGAUCAUUUUGGCUUUGUUUUAAUGCUAAACAUAGCAGCCUUACAAUCAAACGCCAAGGGAGUGUCUCGAUAAACCGUGCACUUAAUUGUUCAAGAGAAAUGGCAUGUAAUCAUUUAGAUUCCCUUGCUAAAGAACUAGUAGAUGUUGGUAUUAUGAUAAAUGAAAAAAUGAUUGAAACAGGGGUUUGGAAUGGCACUGUUGAUACAUGCCGAAUAUUUAAUUGUGAUGAAACACCCCAGUUUAUUAAUUAUGGAAUUGAUGGUACCACUUCUGGAUUAUUUUAUGCUGGCAAAGGAGAUGCAUGUCAAAGAAUGUAUAGAGAAAACAGAGAAUGUGUCACAAUUCAACCAUUUGUUUCAUUUUCAGGCGACAUAUGUAUGUGUCAGGUAAUAUUUAAAUGUACUGGUAUUACUAGUUCUAUGGUUCCAACAGAAGCAGUAAAUAAAAUUCCCCAUUUGUUGGUCACAACUACAGAUAAUGGAGUAUCAACCCAUGAAUCUUUCUUGGCAGCAUUGAAAGAGUUUGAUGUCUACUUAAAUGAAAAAAAUGUUAAGCGACCCAUCGUCUUAUUAUCAGAUGGACAUAGCUCUAGACUAGACUUUGAUGUAUUAUCUUUUUUGGAGUCCAAAAGAAUUCAUCUUUUUCUUACUCCACCAGACACAACAGAAGUUACUCAACUUCUUGACCAAGUAAACAAGAACAUUCAUAGUGAGUAUCGUAAGCAAAAAGACUCUAUGUUUUCUGAUAUCUGUUCCUUAAACAAAGAAGCUUUUAUGUUAGUUUUAGCUAAUAUAUGGGACAAGUGGACAACCAAAGAAACGCUUGUAAAAUCUGCUAAAAGGGUUGGUGUUGCCGAAAAUGCAUUGAGUGUUGAUUUUAUGCAAAAAGACAAAUUCGAACGAGCAGAAACUGUAUUGAACCAGAAAAACAGACUUCUCCACUAAUUUCUUCGCCGGAUAAAAGACGUGGUUCAGCAAAUUAUUGGAAAUCAAAAUUUCAACAAGCGAUGGAGUUGAUUGAUGAACUUCAUGAAAAGAGCAUUCAGCUGGAAGAAAUACCUGGUUUUAUGACAACCAAAAAGAUAAAGCCAAAAUUAACAAAAGAUGCAACACGUGUUACCCAAGUACAUGGAUCAAUGACUGCAAGCGAUGUAAUAACUCUAGUUGAAAGCAUAAAAAGAAAAAAAGAAAAAGAAAAGGAAAAAAAAGAAAAUGCUGCAAAAAAGAAAGAGGAAGUUACAAGACUCUUUAUAACAUGUAAGCUUCAAUGCUAUUGCGAGGAGAUAAAAUGUAAAGCUUUUGGCUUAAAGCGUCCAACCUGCCUCAAUAUAAUGCGGUCCAUUUGCAGCAAAGCAAACUGCAAAGUAAAUGGAAAAAACCCAGAAAUGAUUUUAUCUGCAGCUGCUAGAAAGAAAUAACUGUGAUAUUCAAAAUCUUUUUUAUUGAAUGAACUAUUUGUUUUAAAUUUGUUGUAAAGACUUGUUCUGGAUAAACU
This is a messenger RNA of Hydra vulgaris (swiftwater hydra), 2632 nucleotides long. The record is from RefSeq and is a predicted model, not a curated record. NCBI's taxonomy places the organism in Eukaryota, Metazoa, Cnidaria, Hydrozoa, Anthoathecata, Hydridae.